AUGACCGUACUCUCUGCUUCUGCUUCCCUCGCGCGCUGGCGCUUCGCGGACGCUUCCGCCUCCUGCCUGUGCCAUUUCCUCAUGAACCAUGCCGCCCCGUCCUCGACCUUGUUGUACUACAUCUCCGGGUCCUUGGCGCUCUCUUUCCAUUUCCCGUCUUCCUUUUCGUCUCCUAUGUUGAAGGCCACGAGGUCCUCUCCUAGACGAGACACCCAGUCGCUCUCCUGCCCG
This is a messenger RNA of Ectocarpus sp. CCAP 1310/34, 231 nucleotides long. NCBI's taxonomy places the organism in Eukaryota, Phaeophyceae, Ectocarpales, Ectocarpaceae. The record is from the annotation of a GenBank genome assembly.